This is a messenger RNA of Euleptes europaea (tarantolino), 945 nucleotides long. Its product is annotated as zinc finger protein OZF-like. The transcript has a single exon. The coding region runs from base 1 to 945 and encodes 314 amino acids. Gene Ontology annotation, biological process: regulation of transcription by RNA polymerase II. Gene Ontology annotation, molecular function: DNA-binding transcription factor activity; RNA polymerase II cis-regulatory region sequence-specific DNA binding. The record is from RefSeq and is a predicted model, not a curated record. NCBI's taxonomy places the organism in Eukaryota, Metazoa, Chordata, Lepidosauria, Squamata, Sphaerodactylidae.
AUGCUAACCACCAGUCCCGAGUACAGCCAGCCCCGCGACCGCAGCCACCAAGCUAAAGGAGUGGAAGAAGGGAUGCCCCGGUCCCGCCCCAUGAAAGCCGUUCGAGGCAUCAGAAAACGCAAAGACUUUGUGGUGCAUCAGGGCACUCAGACGGAAGAGAAGCCCAACAUUUGCAUCGAGUGUGGGAAGACUUUCAGCCAGAGCUCCAGUCUGGUCAACCACCGGCGGACGCACUCCGAUGAAAAGCCCUACAAAUGCCCCGACUGUGGGAAAAGUUUUGGAGUCAGCUCCAGCCUGAACAGACACCAGAGAAUCCACACAGGCGAGAAGCCCUACAAAUGCCCCGAGUGUGGGAAAAGAUUCAACGACAAGUCCAACCUCACCCAGCACCAGCGGAUCCACACGGGCGAGAAACCCUACAAAUGCAUCGACUGCGGCAAAUGCUUCAGCCGCAGCUCCCACAAAAAGCACCACCUGCGACACCCGCUGGGGAAGAAGCUGAAGAAGGGCGCUCAGGCGGAUGGUGCUUGCGCUGCGGCCAGCACAAAGCCGAAACCCAAGCGGAAAGUGGAGGUGCUGAAUACCUGCACGGAAUGCUGGCAGAGCUUCACCCAGAAUGCCGAUCUCAUCAAGCACAUGCGCAUCCACACCGGCGAAAAGCCCUAUCAGUGCAACAUCUGCGAAAAGAGCUUCAGUGUCAGUUCCAACCUGUUCAGGCACCAGCGAAUCCACACGGGGGAGAAGCCAUACGUGUGCUCGGACUGCGGGAAGCGAUUCACCGACAAAUCCACCUUAGUUCAGCACCAGCGAAUCCAUACCGGGGAGAAGCCCUACGCCUGCAGGUUUUGCGGCAAGAGUUUCAGCCACAGUUCCCACCACAAGAGACACGAGAAGAUCCACAAGGGAGAAUACUCUUUGUUAGCUUUCCCUGCCCCGAUGAUCUAA